Megachile rotundata (alfalfa leafcutting bee) is the source of this 1882-nucleotide messenger RNA. RefSeq names its product G-patch domain and KOW motifs-containing protein. Gene Ontology annotation, molecular function: nucleic acid binding. NCBI's taxonomy places the organism in Eukaryota, Metazoa, Arthropoda, Insecta, Hymenoptera, Megachilidae. Gene Ontology annotation, cellular component: spliceosomal complex. Gene Ontology annotation, biological process: mRNA splicing, via spliceosome. The record is from RefSeq and is a predicted model, not a curated record.
UACGCAAUUUUAACAUACACAUAUAUUCCUCUUUUAAACAAUGUUCAAACUUACAAUUAGUAUGAAAUCUCUUCCGCGUUAUAAGUGAUCUAUUCGGAAAUUUAGCCAAUCAAAAGACGCGUCUACGAGAAAUACGUGCCCCAUUCGGUGUUCGUAUAUGAAUCCGCGUUAUUGAUUCUUUCGAUUCGAACGAAAAUGCAGAAAAUAUCGCUGCCUAUAGGUUAGUAACUCCGUAAAAGUCGCUUAGUACGCGAAUAACUUUGGUGUUGUGAUAAUGUUUCGAUAACUUACGAACUAAUACAAAAUGCACCGAUCAAACGUGUUAUCGAAUUGAUGUAAAUAUUUCGAGCAACCUAUUAUUUAUAUUCUUAAAUAUAUAAUAAUUCUAUCGAUUGAGGUUAUAAUAAUAGAAAGAUGGCAGAGGAGGGAAAAAAGAUUUCCUUUGGCUUUGCAAAAUCUAUUAAAAAACCAAUAUUAAAAACUACUGUACCGCAAGAACAGAAAAAAGUCGAUUAUAUUGAAUGCCUUGACGAGAAAGGUAUUAAAGUAAUCGGAGAAGAGGAGAAAAAAGAUGAGCCCCUCGUUAUUCCUUUACUGGGUUCCAAAACAUGGCACGAUAGAAUUAUUAACAAAAUUGAUGCCGAUAUCUUUGAAACCAAGACGAUAAAGGAGGAACCAGAAGAUGUUAGCACGGAGCAGAAACAAAAGUCUUAUAUACCUAAUGGUAGUACAUCUCCCAAGAUAUCCGUCAAAACAGAACCUAUAGACGAUAACGGGGAUAAAGCUGUCACUUUGGAAGAGCAAGCGGCUAAAGAAAUCAUUAAUGACCUAGAAUCUAAGGAAAAAGAACAACAAAGCCAAACGUGUACGUUAACUUUACCUUUAACGGAAGAUCCAUCGUUAAGAGGCAGAGAACAGUCUACCCUAGAAGAUUACGAGAGAAUUCCUGUUGACGCUUUCGGUUUAGCAAUGUUGCGAGGGAUGGGAUGGCAGCCUGGGAAGGGAAUCGGUAAAAAUGAGAAAGUUGUAUCGGCUGUUGUACCUGAACUACGUCCGAAAGGUAUGGGACUUGGAGCAGACAAAGUGACGUUGCAAAAGAAAACAACAGAUUCGAAGAAAACCGAAGAAGAACUUAAAAUCGAGAAAGGCACUUUUGUCAAAAUCAUUGCCGGAAAACAAAGUAACAAUUAUGGUCAAAUAGAGGGAUUCGACGAUGAUGCUGGAAGACUUAUCAUAAAACUAGCGCUUGGAGGGAAUAUUAUUUCUGUAAAUGAAUUCAUGGUGCAACCUGUAACUAAAUCCGAGUACUCGAAGAAUUCAAAAGUUCUAAAUGCCAAGAAAUACGAAGAAUAUAAAGAUAAAGCGUCCACAGAACUAAAACGUAAAACUGACAGAAUGAAAAGGUCAGCUUCUGUAUCCUCCGAAGACUCUGAAACCGAUGAUAAAAAUAACGAAAGUGUUAAGAAAAAGAAAGAUAUUUCAUACGACAGGAAAUCGAGAAGACGGAAAAGGUACUCGAAAUCUGACAACGAGGAUGACAGUGAUUACGAGAAACGGAGGAAAAAAGGAACGAGUAUUUCUAGCGAGAGCAGCGAUUCUUACGAAUCGAAAAAAUCGAAGAAAUCAAAGAAGCACAAGAAAAGUUUACCAGAAAGGUCGAGUAAAAAGCACAAGAAAAAAGAUAAGGAGAGAGAAAAGACGAGAGAUAGAAGAUCAAGAGACUUUUCGGAUAAACGGAAACAUAAGAAACGAGGAAAAUCAAGAUCUCGAUCGUCUAGUAAACGGUAACAUUUCUCGAAAACAGAUUCCGUUAUUUUACUUUUGCGACAGACUGUAUAGUUUUGUUUAUAUACAUUUUAUAAUAAAAGAUAUUUUUACAAAA